AAUCAUUUCUUCUACAUUUCUCUUCUCUAUUGUUCCCUCGAUUAAUUUGGUGACUCCUCAAUUAAACUCGAUAUUAGUGCUGUCGGCCGACCAAUUUACACCGCCGUUUGUCGGGUUUCUUUUGUUCGUUCGAGUACACUGGUUGCAAAUCAAAAAACAUAAUGAGUGCGUCAACGUUCAGGCCGGAAUGUUUCUUUGGACGGUAGGACAUGCACUCGUUACCGCCGUCGACGACAAUAUUUGCCACCCGCGCCGGACCCAGCAGUCCUCCGCAACAUGUCGAAAUUCAUAUGUGAUAUAAUAUAUAUUUAUAAAUAAUAUAAAACAGCGACGGCAGUUAAUCGUAUACCAGACAUGGGAACACCAACAAAACCGUUACCCAAUACACCUCCUGUGGCAAAAUCAAUGUUUGAACACGUCAAACUCGAACAUAUGGUGGCUGGCUUCACUGGAGGAGUUGCAUCAACACUCGUGCUUCAUCCAUUAGACUUGCUGAAAAUACGUUUUGCAGUAAAUGAUGGUAGGAAUGCCAUACCAAGUUAUGCUGGAUUAGGAAAUGCUGUCACUACAAUAUUUAGACAAGAAGGAAUCAAAGGACUUUACAAAGGAGUGACACCAAAUGUAUGGGGAUCUGGAAGCGCGUGGGGAUUUUAUUUCUUAUUUUACAACUCAAUUAAAGCUUGGAUUCAAGGGGACAAUACUAAGAAGCCCUUGGGCCCAGCACUUCAUAUGACAGCUGCUGCGGAAGCCGGAGUCCUUACUUUGAUUAUGACCAAUCCAGUGUGGGUAGUGAAGACAAGAUUGUGCUUGCAGUUUGACCGACCCAAUGACCCUAACAAAGGUUAUAGUGGGAUGUGGGAUGCCUUUCGGAAGAUCUAUGGUGCCGAGGGUGUGCGAGGUCUUUACAAGGGGUUUGUUCCGGGAAUGUUAGGCGUAUCACAUGGUGCUCUGCAGUUCAUGACAUAUGAAGAGAUGAAGACUUAUUACAACGAGUACAGGAGACUCCCCAUUGAUGCUAAAUUGGAAACAUCGGAAUACAUAGUGUUUGCUGCUUUCUCAAAACUAAUCGCUGCAGGUCUAACUUAUCCAUAUCAAGUUAUACGAGCAAGACUACAAGAUCAACAUCGUGAAUAUAGAGGCACUUGGCAUUGUAUUACACAAACUUGGAGAUUUGAAGGAUGGCAAGGAUUUUAUAAGGGAUUAACACCAAGUCUUUUAAGAGUAGUACCAGCUUCAGUCAUUACAAUUCUUACGUAUGAAAAUGUGUCCAGAUACUUGAUAAGAUUGAAUCAACAGACUAUUAAAUGUUGAUUUUACAAAAAUUAAUUUCAUGUUCAUGUAGUAAAUUAAAGUUGUUAUUGUUUUUAAAUUUAAAACGUAUCAUACAUACUUAAUUUUUACUUGUACUUAUAUUUUUCUAGUGAU
Messenger RNA from Adelges cooleyi (spruce gall adelgid), 1425 nucleotides. Its product is annotated as mitochondrial folate transporter/carrier. The transcript has 7 exons. Gene Ontology annotation, molecular function: folic acid transmembrane transporter activity; FAD transmembrane transporter activity. The record is from RefSeq and is a predicted model, not a curated record. Gene Ontology annotation, cellular component: mitochondrion. Gene Ontology annotation, biological process: folate import into mitochondrion; nucleotide transport. Bases 355 to 1311 code for a protein of 318 amino acids. NCBI's taxonomy places the organism in Eukaryota, Metazoa, Arthropoda, Insecta, Hemiptera, Adelgidae.